Molecule: messenger RNA, 2247 nt
Organism: Neurospora crassa OR74A
Lineage: Eukaryota; Fungi; Ascomycota; Sordariomycetes; Sordariales; Sordariaceae
Exons: 2
Coding region: 1-2247 (748 amino acids)
Source: RefSeq, a predicted model, not a curated record
AUGUAUCGACACCGAAGAAAACAACUACCUGCACCACCUCCGCCUGCUCACGGAGGGGAUGGAACUAUAGCGCGUGAAGGACUGGCAAAUCCAUUGAGCGAGGGUACUUACUCCCAUCCUCGAGCUGCGCCGUUACCACCACCACCAUCACCAGCACUACCACCACCAGCACAAGCACAAGUAUCCGAUCCGGUUACCACACCAAGGUUUCCACUUGGUGCUCUCCCAGGACGUCUUCCACGUGGUAGCACCAGCUAUGACACACAACCACCACCACAAUCAGAACCGCGACGACGACGUCCGUUGCGUCCAGCACCAUGGAGGACGCCUAGUUCCCCACAACGACCUCCGCCUGCUGGGCGGUGGUUGGAUCGGGCACUUGUAGUAUCUUCGACUCCAGGUUCUCAAUGGCCUGCCCGUCGGAAGACUUCCCGGUCUGGGUCUCUUCCUCCUAUCCACUACGGGCAACGAACAUCGCGGGGAUCACGGCCAGAGACAGCUCAUACUAGGGAUGCAGUUCGCUCGCCGGCGAGGGAGGGUGCGAGAGUGGUGGUCCCGCCUGUGCUGAUAAUUUCUUCAGGGCCAGGGUCAGGGGGGAUGUCGCCCGCUGUCGCUGUGGACGGGGUGCAGGGUCGGCAUCGACGAGGUCCUUCUGCUUUUGGUGGGAUUCCCAAGCCAAAGAUACCUCUACCAAGCAAAUUGCCAACAAGAAAGUUGGUUGCGGGCAAUGACCACGGUACAGCGGAAGAGAAGGGGGGUGGGGUGUCUACAGCUACCUCUACCUCUAGGCAGGGGGGUAAUUUCGAGGGACAAGUUUUAGGGUUGAGGGUACCUCUAAGAAAGGGAAGAAAGAAUCCCGGAGGAGUGGGAAGGAGACAAAGCGUGGAUUCCGUAUACUCUCAAGACAUGGAAGGCUCGGAGGGAAAAGAGUCGAUCUUCGCGGAGACGUAUCAUGCGUUUAUGUUUAGGGAGCUUGCUGGGAAUGGAGAAGAGAGGAGUCAGGGGUGUGUGGAUGGCUCGGAGAAAAAAGGAGAGGACCGGAGAUGGGGACCACCACGGCUUUUCUCCCCUACUACUCCCGGUGCGCCACUUGGAGGCCACUACCGACGCAAGAGUUCGAUGGUACCUCCCAUUGAACCUGGAGACAGGUUAGAAGGACAACAUGGAGGUGAAAGAGAGCCAAGUAGUCCAGGGCCUAUUCGCAUCGGGAAUACCACUCGUAUCUUAAGAAAACCGGCAAGACUGAACCUGAGACCACCAAGCACCCAGCAGGUGUUGAGGACUCCUUCUCCGCUGUCAGCGACGUUAAAGAGACCGGGACCGCAUGUGCCGCAUGGGGGCCGUUUGGGGUUGACUUCCGCGCCUACUUCUACGAACGAUGUUUUCGCUGGUGAUGCCAGCCAUGGGGCUCCAAUGUUUGCUCGGGAAUUGACUGCCAGUCCGGAGGUGUUGAGUUCUGUUGCGGCAGUGGAGGAUGAUAGGAGGGGGAUGGUGAGUCGGUGGUCGACGGACUCAUCGGACAUAACGGACUCGUCAGACUCGUCGGAUGAGGAGGUGAUGAAUUGGGAGGGGUUGUCUGUUUCUGGGGGUCCUACUCGGGAAGCAUGUGAGAAGAUAGGACAAGAGUCAAUGGAAGGACCGGCGAAAGAGCUGCUACAAGGAAUCUUGGGUAAAGACCAUGAAAGACAGAAACCAUCGGAAGGGCCGAUACGAGGAAAAAUAUGGGCAAAAGACCAGGCAGCAGGACAAGAGCCUAACGCGAUCACUACCACUGAGCCUUGCCGUGUUUCUCAAGAAAACGAUCUUUCAUUCCAGAACUUCACCACCCAGCUUGCGAAUCUUCAAGCAUCCCUUAAUCAGCUCAUUUCUCAAGCUACCAGCAUCGAGACAGCAUUCGGGCAAGUGCGUGAAGCGAUGAUUGAUUUGCGUCAGAAAGCAACAGAGACACUUGUUGAUGUCGAGCAGUUUGUUGAAAAGAUCAGAAGGACAGAGGAAGAACUGGCGGAGGUGAGAAGACCGGUGAAAGGUAAAGCGAAAGACCUUGUUGGCAAUGGUGAGGAUCACCAAGAGCAAGCAAGGAAAGAAGAGGAAAACAGUAGACACCAAGAAGGGAAUGAUGACCACAAAGGACAUGAAAAGGAGCAGUAUAUGGAGAGGGAAUCAAAGAAAGAGGGACAACAACGUCCGGAGGAGCCACGAGAAGGACCGCCGAGCGGGCCGGCGCCGGGAGGGGCGGUGUGGGUUUGA